CCCAUCACCGAAUUUGUCCGUGUGCAUCGCUGGUUUCGGUGAAACUGGGCUGGUAAAGCGGACGCAGCAGGUCAGGAUGGCAGAAAUGCUGCUCUAUCUCGCCAACUCCACUAUUACCGUGACGGACAGCAUGGACACUGAAAAGGGCUCCAGCAAAGGGAAGGAUUUUGAAUGUGUCGAGCUAGGAGAGCUGGCAGAUAAGGAGCAGUCCAAAGAGAAGACUCCACGCAGGGUCAUUCACUUCUCCAGCGGGGAAACAAUGGAGGAGUACAGCACAGAGGAGGAGGACGACUCGGAGAAACAUCCAGAGAAAAAAGACCUUUUGUCUUCAGUAGACACAUCUAAGCUGACGUGGGGUCCAUAUGUCUGGUUUCAGAUGUGGAGGGCAGCUACAUCCACUGUUUCAGCUUGUGACUACCUGGGUGAAAGGAUGGCGUCACUGUUCGGAAUAACUUCUGCCAAAUAUCAGUAUGCCAUCGAUGAGUUUGACAGGAUGAAGAAGGAAAAGGAUAAGGAGGUUGAGGAGUCCCAUCUCUCCGAGGAGGCUGAGAGUCAUUUUGAGGAGCAGCAAAGUGAAGAGAAGCCAAAGAUAAACCAGCCUGAAGCUGCUUCCACUCAGGACAUCAGCACCACUGAGGCCUCUUCUAUACCUAAUACAGUCAGUGUUCAUGUUAACCCAGUGAGCGCUUAAACACUAUCAGACACCUCAUCUUCUCACUGUGGUUUUACUUUAGCACUGCAUAGGAUAGUUAACAUGACUCUGUCUUGGAUAAAGGGUGCUACUCUCUCUUAACGUCUCUUUCAUUCUGGUUGUGGUAACGUGCUGAUCCUCACCUGAUGGUAAAUUGAAUUACACUAAAAUGACUAAAGAAAAGUAGCCGAGGGCCGUAACCUCACCUUGGGCCAAAAAAACAAGCUUUUUUAUUGUUAUUUUUUUAACAUUCCCUUAAGUGAAUUUUCUGAGGCACUCUUUCAACUCUUGGAAAAAAUAAAGGUACCAAAAGGCUUCUUUACCUCCACAUAAUGUAAAGGUUCUAUGCUGUUGAAAGGUUUUCCUAGAGAUAUACAUCCAAGAACCAUUUCGGAACCUUCAUUUAAGCAGUGUAAUGCAAAAGUUUUGGCAUUUCUGUUCAAAUUACAUGUUAAUUACACUGUUGAUUUUGUAAGUAAAAAUAAGUUAACAUCUUAUUAAGUGAUACUUUUUUUUUGAUCCCACAACCAG
Pygocentrus nattereri (red-bellied piranha) is the source of this 1222-nucleotide messenger RNA. RefSeq names its product protein FAM177A1-like. Lineage: Eukaryota; Metazoa; Chordata; Actinopteri; Characiformes; Serrasalmidae. The coding region runs from base 77 to 691 and encodes 204 amino acids. The record is from RefSeq and is a predicted model, not a curated record. The transcript is spliced from 5 exons.